Messenger RNA from Colossoma macropomum (tambaqui), 3633 nucleotides. It is a transcript of the gene tbc1d23, whose product is annotated as TBC1 domain family, member 23. The transcript has 19 exons. The record is from RefSeq and is a predicted model, not a curated record. Gene Ontology annotation, cellular component: trans-Golgi network. Gene Ontology annotation, biological process: embryonic brain development; retrograde transport, endosome to Golgi. The coding region runs from base 90 to 2180 and encodes 696 amino acids. Lineage: Eukaryota; Metazoa; Chordata; Actinopteri; Characiformes; Serrasalmidae.
UUUUUUCAUUGCUGCUUCAGACAAAACGAUGAGGCAACAAGUGUGAAAACCCUCUGCCAGUCAGAGUGACGUGGAGAGUCAACGCAGCAAUGGCCGACUCUGUGGAGGAAGUUCUUCAGGGCAGCUGGGACCAUGACCUGGCUGAGGCUCUGGACUCGGCAGGUGGUGAUUUGGACGCAGAGCAGGAUGGCAUCAUUCAGGUCCGAGACCUACCACCCCCCCAGAGAGCCAAGCUUUGGAUGAUUGCUCUAAAUGUGGCAGGUAAAGGAGACAGUCUGUCCUCGUGGGAUGGAGCUUUGGACCUGCCAGAACAGACACUCAUUCACAACAGAUGCCAGCAGCUCAUUGACCAGCUAGGGCUGCCCGUGGAGGAAGGCCGUGACCUGGUGGCAGAUGUGGAAGCAGUGAUCACCUUCUACUGCAAGUCCCGAAAUGUGACGUUCACUGCAGAGCUCUGCUGGCCCCACCUCCUUAAGCCCCUGCUGGGCCUACAGCUGCCUCGCAGUGACCUCUACAACUGCUUCUAUGCCAUUAUGAAUAAAUACAUACCCCGGGACUGUGUGCCGAAGGGCAGGCCUUUCCACCUGUACAGACUCCUGUUGCAGUACCAUGAGCCUGAGCUCUGUUCAUUCCUGGACACCAAAAAGAUUACACCAGACUCUUAUGCCAUGAAUUGGUUGGGUAGUCUGUUCUCCAGCCAUUGUCUUCCUGAGGUCACCCAGGCCUUGUGGGAUGUCUACUUCCAGCAGGCUGACCCCUUUCUCAUCUUCUUCCUCAUGCUCAUUAUUCUUGUGAAUGCCAAAGACAUGAUUCUUGCCCAAGAGGGGGGCAGUAAAGAGGAGCUCAUAAAAAUGCUGGAACAGUCCCCUGCUUUGCUAGAGGCUGAGGACAUUGAGGAUCUGUUUUCACUGGCACAGUAUUACCAAAGCAAGACACCCCUCUCUCUCAGAAAGGAGAACCAGAACCUGUUUGGCAGCAGUCUUGUGGCUCUGAAGGAAGAGGAUAUGGACCUGAGUCAGGCCCUGUGUCUUCCUGUGUCCGUGCCAGAGAUCCUGCAGGCCAAUCAGCUCCAACCAGAGGGAGUGCGCUUCUUCGUAGUGGACUGUCGCCCUGCAGAGCAGUACAAUGCUGGACACCUGUCCACUGCAUUCCAUCUGGACUCUGACCUGAUGCUGCACAACCCAGCCGAAUUUGCUCUGUCAGUGAAAUCCCUGCUGGAGGCACAGAAGCAGUCUCUGGAGUCGGGCUCAGUGGCCAGCGGAGAGCAUCUGUGCUUCAUGGGCAGUGGGCGCGAGGAGGAGGACAUGUACAUGAACAUGGUGCUGGCCCAUUUCUUGCAGAAAAACAAGGAAUAUGUCAGCAUAGCUAAAGGUGGCUUUAUGGCACUUCAGCAGCACCUGGCAGACAUCAAUGUGGAGGGCCCAGACAACGUUUAUGUACACUGGAUUGUCAGCACUUCAGGAUCCCACAGCAGCCUUGGUUCUGCAGACGGCGAGCUGAACAGCACAGGAGAUGGCAAAAGCGUCAAAUCCCUUGUCAACAAAAUGACUUUUGCCCUCAAGUCCAAGUCAGUUAAUGUGAAAGAGAAGGUGAUCAGUUUCAUUGAGAACACAUCCACACCAGUGGACAGAAUAUCUUUCACUCUGCCCUGGCCAGAGAAGGGGAUACCUGAUCGACACGUGAGCAGUAGUGAUAGAGUGGGUAAACCUUAUCGGGGUGUGAAGCCUGUCUUCAGCAUCGGUGAUGAGGAGGAAUAUGACACAGAUGAAAUUGACAGCUCUUCAAUGUCAGAUGAUGACCGCAAAGAGAUUGUAAACAUACAGACGUGGAUUAACAAACCAGAUGUGAAGCACCACAUUCCAUGUAACGAAGUGAAGGAGACUGGACACAUGUUCCCCAGCCACCUUCUGGUCACAGCGACACACAUGUACUGUCUGAGGGAGAUCGCCUCUCGAAAAGGUUUCGCCUACAUCCAAUCCAGACAGGCCUUAAGCUCUGUGGUGAAGAUCACCUCAAAAAAGAAGCAUCCUGAGCUCAUUACAUUCAAGUUUGGCAACAACAACACAGCAGGAGUGGAAAUCAUGGCUGUAGAAAGGUAUUUGAUACCAAAUGCUGGUGACGCCACAAAGGCCAUCAAGCAGCAGAUUAUGAAGGUGCUGGACGCUCUGGAGAGCUCAUAGAGACGCGUGCAGUGCAGAGGCUGGACUCUGGCCAUUACCGAAACUGCCACAGCUCUAAACCCGGUCAGCACAGCGGUGCAGAGAGGAGCGAAGAGGAUGGACUGUUCCCACACUCGUUCUCAGUCUCUCUUCCUCUAUCCCAAUCUUCUCUCUCUCUCUCUUUCUUUCUUUCUUUCUUUCUUUCCUUCUUUCUGUCCCUCUCUCCUGACCUUCUCCCAGGACAGUACUGACGUUCAGUAUUUGAGGCCCAUGAGGACGCCAUACUCAUCAGAUCGAUGGGAGUUCUGACACACUCGGAUGUCGAAAGCCUCCUCUCCUUAGCCUUCAGCUUUUGUUAUUGUUUAUAUCAAGGAAAUCUCACCCUGUAGGUAGAAGUCGGACCUGUUGUCUCAGUUCGGAUAUCUAUGUCAAGCCUUAAUCCUAAUCCACUGUUUUUUACACAAGGGACUUGAGGGGGACCCUGGGGUGAGAAAACAAGACUUUGGGGUGUCCGGUCCAGGAAAUGCUCAGUGUUUCUCCUCCUCUUGUUUAAUUUAUGGAUAUACUUGUUGUUUAGCCAUUUAAUUGCUGCAGUACAUUUUUGAUUGCUUGUUGAGAAGAGAGGUGAUGUUUUAUCAGAGCAGUAUUUAUGCCAGCAAGUAGGAUCAUAGGAGUUUAAGGCCGCUAAAAACAUGUAUAUUCAGUGCUUUUGAGGGUCAUGGGGGAGCACAUAACCUUGGGGAUCGUUGUCAUUAUGAAUGGCUGUUACCCUUGUACUGUAUCACGAAACUGCACAAUACUCCAGGCAGCGUGUGGCACAGACACAGACGCGUGCACACAAGCACUCUUCAGAUGCUCUGUGAAUGUCAUUUAAAGACCUUUCUGAAAUCUCAUAAAUAUAAAAAACCCGCUGAUCACGCAUUCCUCGUUUCUGUCUCACCCUGCUUGCAGCCUUAAAGAACUGCUUCAUAGGAAGGGUCAGUGGGUAAAUGUUUUGUAUAUACUGUAAAUCUGCUUAUGGAUGGGCAUCUGGAAGUUGUAUUUAUGGACGGACACAGAGGUUGCCAAUCGCACUAACAAGACCAGCCUCAAGUGACGAUCAUAUUUUGUAAUUAAAGUAUUUAUGCUCAGGCCCAGUAACCACAUUAAAGGCAAGGUUUCAUGUGCAGCUGUAUCGCACUAAGAUCAAUGAUAACCGUUAUAUCUGCUCAACAUGACCUUCUGUCAUAACUCAUAUUCAGUGAUUUGUGUCUUAACACAUGAUUCUGUUUGAUGACCAAACUAGAAAACUGGCUAAGAAAAGGUUCUUUCUGAACGUGGGUUAAAUGAAUCAUUUACUUUACAGUGUAAUACUUUUUUCCAUGUUCUGCCCCACAGUCUCAGCUUCAGAACUUUUACACUCAGUUUCUGUUGAAACCACAUUACUGUUGUUUGUAAAAUCUUUUGUUUUAAUAAAUUCAAAAGUAGUCUACAA